GAAAGUGGAUUUAUUUAGUGUUCUCAGUCUGAAUUAAAGGGCGGGGUUUAUCGUAUCUGUUUUGGACGCUAUGACUCAGGAACGGGUUUUCGUCACGACGUUUUUCUCAGGUGUUCUGGUCGUGGUGGUUCUGGCGCUCCUCUGCUACUUCACCUGCCGCAUCGCGUCCAGAGUGGCUCCUGUUGGAGCGCCAAUGCAUUUCUGAGUCUUGGAGAAUCGGUCCAGACUCGUGUAAUUUUAGUUCUCUGGGUGGAGAAAUGCAGCAGGGGUUUGGAAGACGGUGGUUUGAAGUCAGAACGAUGAAGGUCAUCACACUCCUCCUCACCUGCCUGGUGUGUAGAGGUUCAGGAAAACCUCAGUUUCCAGAACAAGAAAAGGAUCCCGGGUUCUGGAACGCUUGGGCUCAGCGGACCCUGAGGAGUGCACUGACCCUUCAGGAGCCCAACAGGAACAUCGCCAAGAACCUGAUCCUCUUCCUCGGAGAUGGGAUGGGCGUUCCGACGGUGACGGCGGCCCGGAUUCUGAAGGGUCAGCUGAGUGGUCAGUACGGAGAGGAGGUUCAGCUGGAGAUGGAUAAAUUCCCCUACGUUUCUCUCUCUAAGACCUACAACACUAACGCCCAGGUUCCCGACAGCGCCGGCACCGCCACCGCGUAUCUGUGCGGCGUGAAGGCCAACGAGGGCACGGUGGGCGUCAGCGCCGCCGCCGUCAGGGGCCAGUGCAACACCACCCGCGGCAACGAGGUCACCUCCAUCCUGAAAUGGGCUAAAGAAUCAGGGAAGUCUGUGGGCAUCGUCACGACCACGCGGGUAAAUCACGCGACCCCCAGCGCCGCGUACGCUCACUGCGUGGACCGAGACUGGUACUCGGAUGGAGAGAUGCCGCCUGAGGCAGUGCAGGCUGGCUGCAAGGACAUCGCCCGACAACUGAUGGAGAACAUCCCCGACAUUAACGUAAUUAUGGGCGGAGGACGUAAAUACAUGCUGCCCAAGAACACGUCGGACGUGGAAUACCCCGGAGAGAAGAAGCACAGCGGGACACGCAAAGACGGGAGGAAUCUGAUCCAGGAGUGGACUGACAGAAUGAGAGACAAGAAGGGUUAUUACGUGUGGAACAAGAAAGAUCUCCUCUCAAUAAACCCCUCUUCUGCUGAUUACCUUCUGGGGCUGUUUGAGCCGGGAGAUCUGCAGUACGACCUGGAGAGAGACAGCAGCACUGACCCCUCCCUCACGGAGAUGGUGGAGGUGGCCAUUAAAAUCCUCCGGAAAAACCCUGAAGGAUUUUAUCUGCUGGUGGAAGGUGGGCGUAUUGAUCACGGGCAUCACGAGGGUAAGGCUAAGCAGGCUCUGCACGAGGCGGUGGAGAUGGACCGCGCUAUUGGCCGAGCCGGACUGUUGACCAGCGUACACGACACCAUGACUGUAGUGACCGCUGAUCACUCUCACGUCUUUAACUUCGGAGGAUACACACUGCGCGGAAACUCCAUAUUCGGUUUGGCUCCUAUGGUCAGUGAUGUGGAUCAGAAGCCCUUCACUUCUAUACUGUACGGAAACGGCCCCGGGUUCAAACUGAUCAACGGCUCCAGAGUCAACGUCUCCACAGAGGACUACCAGCAAAAUGAUUACCAGGCUCAGUCGGCGGUUCCGUUACGGAUGGAGACGCACGGCGGUGAGGACGUGGCCGUUUUCUCUAAGGGUCCGAUGGCCCACCUGCUGCACGGCGUCCAGGAGCAGAACUACAUCCCCCACGCCAUGGCCUACGCCGCCUGCAUCGGCCAGAACAGAGCACACUGCCGGACCCGGAGCAGCGCCACGCCCCUCGCCAUCACCACGCCCAGCCUGUUCCUCCUCAUCACAGCCGCGUGGCUGCUGUGCUGACCCUGCUGAGGGUCACGCGACCUCCUCUUAGUGUUUAUAGGAUUAUAGACGAGACGGUCUGAACUGCUUCUGGUGGGUUUUAGUUUUAUUUUCAGACGGGUUUUUAUUUUUCGUUUUUUAAAGCAGGGGGUCCUGGUGGGAUGCAGUCCAGCACAGUUCAGUGAUACUUUUCCAGUCGUUACGACAGCAAAGACACACUGACACGCCCUAAAUCUAGCUGCAUGUUGCAGAGCGAUUGAAUAGAGUUUAUAUUGGUUUGUAUUUUCUACAGAUCGGUAAAAACGUAAAAGUUUUAAAGACCACACUAAUAAAAUGCCCUUAAAAGUUUUCACAUUUUAACCUUCUUGUUAAAACUUUCAAUCUGUCAAGUUUUCUUGAUGUUCAUUUGAGUGUUUUCAUUUAAAAAAAAAUUAAAACACUGCAAAACUGCAACAUCACUUAUGUCCAUUUUUUAAGUUUUUUGACCAUGCUGGACUGUGAUAUAGACUGUGCUGGACUGUGCUAGACUAAGAUAGACUCUACUGGUUUGUACUGGACUGUGAUAGACUGUGAUGGACUGUGCUAGACUGUGCUGGACUAUAAUAGACAGUGCUUGACUGUGCUAGAUUGUGCUGGAUUGUGCUAGACUGUGCUGGACUACAAUAGACUGUGCUUGACUGUGGUAGACUGUGCUGGAUUGUGUUGGACUGUGCUGGAUUGUGAUAGACUGUGCUGGACUGUGAUAGACUGUGCUGGACUGUGAUAUAGACUGUGUGGGACUGUGAGAGACUGUGCUAGACUAAGAAAGAUUGUGCUGGUUUGUACUGGACUGUGAUAGACUGUGAUGGACUGUGCUAGACUGUGCUGGACUGUUCUGGACUGUGCUAGACUGUGCUGGACUACAAUAGAUUGUGCUUGACUGUGCUAGACUGUGCUGGAUUGUGUUGGACUGUGCUGGAUUGUGAUAGACUGUGUUGGAUUGUGCUGGACUGAGCUGGACUGAGCUUGACUGUGCUAGACUGUGCUAGACUGCAUCCCUGCAGGAGAGGAGUUGGUUCCCCUGUUUUAGACUGUUUUAGACUUCGGGACCAACAGCUGGGGCAUUUAGAAUGAGAUUUUAAAUAUUUUUAAUUUUAAAAUGAGAUUUUAAAUGAUUCAGACUGAUUGUGAUGUAAAGGGAAAUGAAGGGUGAUGAUAUAGGAGAUUUAUAAACUGCUUAUAUAGUCCAAAAAUUGUAUAAAUCAUUGUUUUAACACUUUUAAACUGAAUGAAAAUGGUGAUGCAGCAGAGCUUCAGAAUCGCUGCAUUUCUCGUGGAUUCGCCUCAAUAUUAAUAUUCACUAUUUUUAAAAAAAGUUUAAAGGAAUGUUUUGGCAAAAAAUCAGCCAAUAUUUGUUUAUUUGUUUAUCUGCUUCUUAAGUUAAUAAAACUAAAGUUAAACCCCUGAUUUUAGCUGACUCCACCCACAGCUUACGUUUGAAAAAUGCUUAAAAAAUAGGUGGAAUAGUUUGGGAGGGGCACUGGGUGAUGUAUGGGUUUAGGGGCGGGGCAGAAGGAAGAGCUGAUUGGGCUGAGCAGUGUGCCUCUGAUAGCUGUGGUGAGACGCAAAUGGUUGGAUGUCGUCAGCAGGGGGGCGGGAUUAUCAAUUGGCUGAUUUGCAUAUUGUGACAUCAUCCUCGCCUAUAGCAAAGUUGAACCUAAGAGGAGCUGCAAAGGCGAAAAUUACCACAAUAAAAACCACAAAGUUUUUUUAAAGGUUAGGAAAUGUUUAUAAAAAUUUAAAGCAGGACUGGUAUGUUUUAUUACUUCAAAUGAACACAUUUAUUAAGCUAUUAAUAUAAAAAAAUAUAUAGUUUAGGGUUUUAGUUUAAAGUUUAGUGGCUCUUUAACAAUGGGAGAUGCUAGGCUAACACUGCUAACACUCACUUAAAUUGAGUUAUAUUGAUCUUAUAUAUGUAAUUACAUAAAAAAAUUAUAUAUUUUGCUUGAAAUGUCUAUUAAAACUGUUAUUGCCUUCCAAAGCAGCCAAAGCAAAUGAACUUUAUUGUAAUUUAGAAGGAUUUAAAGAUUCAAGGAGACUUUAUUGUUAGAAUUUUGAUGUUAGAAACAACAAUUGUAAUGUUUUAAGAGUUCAGAAACAAUAAUAUUUGGUGUAAUAACUUAAUAAAUUUUUAAUCACAGCUCUGAAAGGAAAUUACGCUAUAAAAGUAUUUUUCUGUGUGCUGGUUGCAAUUACACAUUCUCACCAGAGAGGUCUCCAAAUCCCCAAAUGUUACAGACUUAAACCAUAUUAACUGAUUUGUGUCAAAUCAAAUUAAAUAAAAAUGAGCUGCAUGUUUUAACUGGGUUGCAUAACAUUUUUGAAGAUUAUUUGUUAGUUUGAAGCUAUUUUUUGUUACACAGUUGAGAUGCAUUGAUACAGUGAGUCUCCAGUGUGAGAGAGUGUGUGUUAGUGAUGUUUGUUAGCCUAGCAAUCGCCGUUCUACACUAAAGAAUGAGACUUUAAAACACUUGUUCUGUUCUAAACAACUGAACAACACCGGAAAAAGGUCAAUUAUUAAUCACGCUUUACUGUUCUGAUUUGAUUUUUAGCUAAGCUCUUUCUUUUUUAGUUAUUUUCCACAUGAAUGAAUGAAUACUGAAGGCCAUUUUUUGUUUCAGAAUUUACUAAUGAUUUUUAAUGAUUAUGAAGUCAUUGUAUAUAUAUAUAGAGGCUGCAUAUAUAUAUACCGUAUGUUUGAUUCCCUUUGUAAUUGGAGUUUAAAUGAGAUCUACCUCAACCUCAAAAAAAACUUUUAUCUUCUUUAUUUUCUUUAUUUGGUGUUCAUCUGCGGUCCAGUCAGUCAUAAAGUGUGAUUUUUGUAUCUUCAGACUGUGUAUUGUUGCUAAAAGAGAGCGGAUAAUGAAGUCUCGUGUCAUUUUGUAAAAUGUUCCCCUGAUAAUAAAGUCUGUGGUGUUGAUUUUUUU
Molecule: messenger RNA, 4822 nt
Organism: Astyanax mexicanus (Mexican tetra)
Lineage: Eukaryota; Metazoa; Chordata; Actinopteri; Characiformes; Acestrorhamphidae
Gene: alpl
Product: alkaline phosphatase, biomineralization associated
Exons: 12
Coding region: 258-1877 (539 amino acids)
Biological process (GO): dephosphorylation
Cellular component (GO): plasma membrane
Molecular function (GO): alkaline phosphatase activity
Source: RefSeq, a predicted model, not a curated record